AUGAUCUUCUCCAAGCUCCUCACGAGCGUCUUGCUGGCGCUCCCUGCCAUCGCGGCUCCAGCACCUCAGGCAUCCACUGCGGCUGCUUCAGGUAGCAGCAGCUACUGGGUCGCCGACAUUGCCAGGAACGGAAGCCCAGCCUUCGGUGAUGCGGGCUACAAGGUCUUCCGAAACGUCAAGGACUACGGUGCCACCGGUGAUGGAGCGACCGAUGACACUGCGGCCAUCAACAAGGCCAUCUCAGAUGGCGGCCGAUGUGGCCAAGGUUGUGGGUCAUCCACGACCACCCCUGCCAUCGUCUACUUCCCUCCCGGCACCUACAUGGUUAGCGAGCCAAUCGUGCAAUACUACUACACUCAGCUUGUUGGUGAUGCUGUUACGCUCCCCACCUUGAAGGCAAUGGCAUCUUUUGAGGGUAUGGCUGUGAUUGAUGCCGAUCCCUACAACUAUGAUGAUGGCAGCAACUGGUACACCAACCAGAACAACUUUUUCCGCCAAAUUCGAAACUUCAAGAUCGAUCUCACUGGGCUCGACCAGUCCAAGGGUGCUGGCAUUCACUGGCAGGUGGCCCAGGCGACCUCGCUGCAGAAUAUCGAGUUCAACAUGGUCCAGGGAGGCGACGCUGCUAACCAGCAGAAGGGAAUCUUCAUGGACAACGGCUCCGGCGGUUUCAUGACUGAUCUGUCCUUCAUCGGUGGCGGUAUCGGCAUGUUCAUCGGUAACCAGCAGUUCACCACGCGCAACCUGACCUUCAGCAAGUGCAACACGGCAAUCUACAUGAACUGGAACUGGGUCUGGACGCUCAAGGAUGUUACGAUUGACAGCUGCGGACUGGGUCUUGACCUGAGCACAGGUGGCCCCGGUGCGCAGACUGUUGGCUCCGCUCUGUUCCUCGACAGCACCAUCACCAACACCCCAAUUGGCGUCAACUCCUCGUACGCAACUACCCAGACCGGCACGAACGGAACUCUGAUCAUCGAGAACGUCGACAUGACCAAUGGUGUGGACAUUGCCGUCAAGGACUCUAGCAGCGGCGCAACCAUCCUAGCAGGCAAACAGAAGGUGGCCAGCUUUGUGCAGGGAAACUCCGUCUCAGGAGCCGCUACUGCUGUCAAGGCUGUCCAGGCUACCCAGGAUGCCGUCACCAAGCCUGAUUCUCUGCUCAACUCAGCCGGUGCAGUCUUCACCCGCAGCAAGCCUCAGUAUGAGAACGUCCCCGCGGCCAACUUUGUCUCAGUCAAGUCCUCAGGCGCCAAGGGUGACGGAUCGACCGAUGACACCGCUGCUAUUCAGAAGGCCAUGGAUAGCUUGACUACCGACCAAAUCCUGUACUUCGAUCACGGCGCAUACAUUGUCACCGACACCAUCAAGGUCCCUAAGGAUAUCAAGAUCACCGGCGAGAUCUGGCCCUUGAUCAUGGCCAAGGGCGACAACUUCGCAAACAUGGAGAACCCUCGCGCCGUCUUCCAGGUCGGCCAACCCGGUGACACAGGUGCCGUUGAGAUGAGCGACCUCAUGUUCGAGACUGUUGGUGCUGCUCCUGGUGCCAUCAUGAUUGAGUGGAAUCUCAAGGCUUCUUCUCAAGGCGCGGCCGGCAUGUGGGACGUUCACAACCGAAUUGGUGGCUCUGCUGGCACCAACCUGCUGGUCGGACAAUGCGCCAAGAACAACGGCACGACCCACGAUGCCAAUCCGGCCUGCGAAGGUGCAUUCAUGAUGAUGCACAUCACCAGCUCUGCCUCUGACGUCUACCUGGAGAACACAUGGUUCUGGGUUGCCGACCACGACCUCGAGCCUACUGCCAACUCGGCCCAGAUCGACAUCUACAACGGCCGUGGUGUGCUGAUCGAGUCCCAAGGCCCCGUCUGGUUGUACGGUACCUCAUCUGAGCACUCCGUACUCUACAACUACCAGCUCGUGAACGCCUCGGCCGUCUACAUGGCACUUAUCCAGACCGAGACUGCCUAUUUCCAGGGCAACCCUGCCGCACCGGCGCCCUUCACCGUCAACGCGACCUGGAGCGAUCCCAGCUUCGAGGGCGCCACAUCCAAGACUGCCGCUCGCACAUGGGGCCUCCGUGUCGUGGACUCCAAGGAUGUCUUCGUGUACGGUGCCGGUCUGUACUCGUUCUUCGACGACUACAACCAGGAGUGUCUGGUCGGUGAGAACUGCCAGGACAACAUGGUGUCGCUCGAGAGCUCGACGGUGCACCUGUUUGGUCUGUCCACCAAGGCCUCCACCAACAUGGUGACUGUCGACGGCGAGUCGAAGGCGCUCGACGCAGACAACCGCAGCACUUUCUGCGCUACGCUCAGCUACUUCACCAGCCAGGCUUAG
Molecule: messenger RNA, 2337 nt
Organism: Diaporthe amygdali
Lineage: Eukaryota; Fungi; Ascomycota; Sordariomycetes; Diaporthales; Diaporthaceae
Product: glycoside hydrolase family 55 protein
Exons: 1
Coding region: 1-2337 (778 amino acids)
Molecular function (GO): polygalacturonase activity
Source: RefSeq, a predicted model, not a curated record